Myotis myotis is the source of this 1213-nucleotide messenger RNA. Its product is annotated as translation initiation factor IF-2-like. The record is from RefSeq and is a predicted model, not a curated record. NCBI's taxonomy places the organism in Eukaryota, Metazoa, Chordata, Mammalia, Chiroptera, Vespertilionidae. Bases 1 to 933 code for a protein of 310 amino acids. The transcript has 4 exons.
AUGAACUAUCCCGGGCAGAGUCCCUCUGGCAUCACAUUUCCCCAGGACGACGGCCUUCGUGUCGGGCGCCAGGUCCGCGGGCAGGCCCGGCUGCCAGUGCAGCCCGGCAGCCCCCGCCCACGGGACUCGCUGACUCCGGCUUUCUCGGGACGCAAAGGAGCCGAAACAUCGGCCCCAAAACCCCGCGAGGGGAAGGGUCCACGCCGUGGGGCUUCAGACCGGCCGCUCCGGGCCCGCCAGGUCCCGCCGGGGUGCCUGAGGGGGGCGGUUUCCCUGUCCCCCCCGAGGGCGCCCUGGGCCCGAGCCCCCGAGGAGCUGGUCCUGGCUCCCUCCCUGUCGGGGACCGCCUCGCCCAGCAAGUGUGGCCCGGCCCGCCCUGGAGCUCACCUUACGUCCCCUGCAGCCGCCCGUGGGUCAAUCGGUCCCAAAUUCCGUCCACACACAGCGUCUUCCGGCUCCUGCCGGAAGCAGCUCGAGCGCGGGACAGGAAGUUUGGCCGCCCCCCACGCACACACCCACUUUCUUGCCUCCAGGCCGAGCGGGGGGCCGCCGGGCGCCCCGGUUUGCGACGCAGGGCUCCGCGCCCGGACCCAAGGCGCCGUGGUCUCCCACCUCCCACUCAUUCUCUAUCGGCCUUCGGGGCUCCGAGGUCUGCAAAGCCCGCAAAACGGGUCGGUUCAUUCCCGCCGUGACGUCACCGCUUCCCUGCAGCGGCGGACGGGCCGUGGUACCUGUCGGCUGAGGUCUGUGCCAGCUACAAUGGAGGCGAGAACGGUCACUGCUGACUUUCAUCGGAGUUCUCAGCGAAGAGGAUCGCGAAGCUUCACCUCCCCGGGAAGGGAACUGCAGAACCUACCUCUGCAUUGUAUGCCGAGCAGGUGCUGCUUGCCAAACCAUGAAGAACUCAACGAAGACAGUGGCAGUGGGAAUUAAAGGAGUUCUCUAAGAAAGGCGCGUAAGAUUAAAGCCCCAUCAGGUCCAGGGGUUCCCAAAGGUGUGGACGGAGUCAGCGAAGAAGGAUGGACACGGAGGCAGCGUUCAGUUGAUCAGCAUACUAGCCAGGUUCUCUCGCCAGGUGUUCUAGCCAGGUUGUCUCUUUAUUGUCCUGUUACAUCUGUAUUUACACCAUUUGAUCCUAUAAGCAUGCUUCUAUAAUCACAUCAUGGUAUGUUUUGGGUCCUCCCUUGACCUACAUUUCCUUGUUUCAUGUCCA